Molecule: messenger RNA, 1764 nt
Organism: Didymodactylos carnosus
Lineage: Eukaryota; Metazoa; Rotifera; Eurotatoria; Philodinida; Philodinidae
Source: the annotation of a GenBank genome assembly
AUGGAUUCGUAUCCGUUAAAACUGGUCGAAUUACAUGAUUUUUUAAAAACACCAUCAAUUUUGAAAGAGACAUUAUCAUUUAAAAAUAAUGAAGACAAACAGGUAUCAAAAUCUAGGCUUCCAGAAAAGAAAAGAGUAAGGAAUGAAAAUCAUUCGACAAAAAAUGUUGUGCUUUUAAAUCAAAAACCAAUAUAUAAACGAGAAUUGACUUUACCCGAGAAUACAAUUUUAUUUAUUGAUGAAUCAGAUCGCGAACGAAUUGGUAUCCAUACAAAAACGAGUCAUUGUUUUGCAAAGAAUGUGUUGAUAACAUCUGCUGCAGCUUUAGCAUCAUUGAUACCUGUGUUAACAAAUGCCAAUGAUUGGUUAAUUAUGUCAAAAUUAAUUUAUUCAAAACGAUACUGUUUUGGUGCAAAUAGAAGUCGAUUUAUUCAUGGUGACGUUGUGAUGUUGUUAAAUGUAUCAGAUCCAUUUGUUCGAUGUGAAUUACUAAAGGCAUUCUAUUCAUUAUAUGAUACAUUUAAUGAAACAAAACCAGCAUACAUUAUUAUUGAUUUUACUCAAUUAUUAAUGAAAUGGUUCAAAGAAAACUUAACUAAAACUGAUCAAUAUCAUCGUCAUGAUCUUCGAUGGAAAAUUCAACCAUAUAAAUGUUUCAUGACAUUUGGAAACGGGAGACAGUGGAGAUCAAAUGCAAAUCCAUUGGCUACUAGCAUGUCAAAAUUAUUUAAAAAGUACAAUCAACCAUUGAAAAUUAUGAUUGAUUUCAAUUAUUUGCCAACAGUUGUCUAUUCGAUACAAUUUAAUAAUUUAUUCGCUUAUGCAAUGAAUGAAGAGCAUGAACAAACAUUAAAAGAUAUGGGUAAUGGUCUGACACUAAUGUCAGUUCAAAAUUUAUUGUCAUUAGACAAAAAAACGACAGAAGCAGCUGUUGAUGAAGAAUUUGUUGGCGAAUAUUGUGUUCAACCCUCAGCAUUAACACAAAAUAUAAAGCCAGAGAUAGUUCAACCAUCCUCAGUUAAAUCAUCCUCAGUUAAAUCGUCCUCUGUAUGUGAUGAAACAGAAUCGUACAUUUAUGAAACAAAAAAAGUUAUAGAGCCUUCACCACCCGCUAUUUCAUUGAAUAGUCAUCCAUUGUGUCAUCAACAACAAUUUAUCUUACCAUCAUCUUAUCCAUCGUGUUAUCAACCACAUCGUCAAUAUGAUUUAUCAUUCAAUAGUUCUGACCAAGGCAUUUUAGAACAAAUAUUAUGUAAUCAAUUGAAUAAAAUAAAAGAAAAUCACAAUAAUAUAAUGGAAUUAAUGAAAAAAACUAGUGCCCGUUGUUUAACGGGUACCAACAUGAAUAAUAAUCAGUUAAAUGGUCAUCAAAAUAUAGGCAAUAGGUUUUCACAAGAAUUGAUGGUAAUGUCAUCAUCAUCUCAACAACAUCAAACACCAAUUCAAUCUCAUUUUGAUCCAAUAAAGCAAACUCAAAUGUACAAACAACUAGAAACAAAUGGUAUCGGUUACACGCAAAUGUAUUUACCUAACAUGUUAAAUCAUGAGAAAAUUGAUGAAAUAUUGAAUGAAAUGAAUUUAUGGCAGUCGCUGAUUAACUUAAAUUGUCAUCAAAAUUCUCGAUUAUUACUCUGUUCAAUACUGGCACCGGUAUGUUUAAUCAAUCCUCAACAACAGCAACAACAACAACAACCAAUUUCGAUCUCAUUUGAUAAUGAUGAACAAAUUGAAACACGUAAACAUUUAUUACCAUGUCGAAGAUGA